AUCUCUUUAAGAAUGAAGCUGAAAUUGGAUCCUCUCGUUCCCUUACUUCCACCACCACAUACAGCAAUCAUUCUCAACAUGCUCUCAACGACGCGCGCUAUAAAACCCACUCGAAUCAUCGCAGAUUGAGAUUAUUAUAAGGACCACCAGUUUUAUCUGUUUGAUAUGAAAUCAUGCAUUUCAUAUCGCCGUGGAGGGAGGAAAAUCAUGCAUGUGUCUAAUUGACGAAAAACAAGGAUUUGUUUCAUAUCAGACCAUGUUUUCAGACACCAUGCACAACUAGCCAGCAGACGAUACCAUUGAUGAUCGAUAAGAGUGGGGUCGGGUGGCCAUGGACCCCUUCAGCCAGCUGAUCCUGCUCAUCUCGGUGGUGAGUUUUUGCACUUUCCAGUGGCUUUUUCACAGCGUGAGCCCCUGGGUAUCGUCCAGAAUCAGCCCUGGCUUCCUCAAACUCUCCCACAAACAGAAGAUCGAGUGGAACUCAAGGACUGUGUCCACGCUCCAUGCCCUGUUGGUCGGCCUCUUCUGCCUCUACAUCCUGUUCUUCGAUGAGGCAGUCAAUCAUGACCCCGUAUGGGGAGAUCCUGCUCUGGUGAAGAUAAACGUGAGCAUUACUACAGGCUACCUCAUAUCUGAUCUGCUGCUUAUAUUUUACUAUUGGAGAGCAAUAGGAGACAAGUUUUUUGUAAUCCACCACCUGGCGGCAUUGUAUGCUUACUACUAUGUACUGGGUCAAGGAAUGUUGCCUUAUUUUGCUAACUUCCGUCUGCUUGCAGAGUUUUCCACACCAUGUGUAAACCAACGCUGGUUCUUUGAAGUAUUAGGUUACCCCAAAGUCUCCAAGCCUAACAUGGCUAAUGGGGUACUGAUGGCGCUUGUGUUUUUCCUGGUGAGGAUCGCCGUCAUGCCAGUAUACUACAGCCGAAUGUGUUCAGUGUAUGGCACGGAGGCCUUCUACAGGGUCUCCUUUGGCGGCCGAAGCGCUUGGAUCUUCUCCAGCAUCUGCCUGGACAUCAUGAACGUCAUGUGGAUGCAUAAAAUCGCCCGCGGCUGCUACAAAGUCCUGCGUUCCAGCCGGAAAUCUAAACCCGAGAGCCAGGAGAAUGGAAAAACCGAUUGAGUGAAAAGAAAGGGCAUUCGAAUUUUACACCAUUUGCUCACACACAGGGUCGUUGUCUUAUUGACGGUCUUCAUGGGACACUAUGGUGGGAUGGUGACCGGUAAAGACUUUGAAAACUACCCCAGAGCAAUAUUUCGGAGUUAAGACCCGAAACUCUGACAAAAUGUCAAAUUGAGAUCUAGUACACCAGAAAAGACUGGCCGUCCCACUUUUAAUUUGUGUUUGUUUUCCAACCGUUCACCAAAAGUGCAAACGAUGCACUGUUCGAGAUUGCUGGAUGAACUGUAUUUUAACCAUGUUUGGUUUUCAUUUUAAACUGUGUGGGCAGGUCAACAACAUUAUUUAUUCAUCAAAGUUCAGUCCCUCGCUCUCAAUCACUGUCCUGUGCAAAGGGGCCAAGCAGUCAGUCACCUGAUGUUCAAAGCCGCGUAUAUUGACUGUGAAAAAUUCAUCCACACAACUGCACUAAACGAGGAAAAUCUGUGUACUCAAGAAGAAACUCUUUGAAAAUUAAUGUCACAUACUUUAGAUAUUUUAUUGAAUGCCCCAAUGAGAUCCAACUGUGGGUUGAACAGGCAAAAUAUUUUAUAUAUACAAGAUGUGAGCAGUUGUUGCAUUAAUACGGAACUGUUUUUAAGAAUGAAACCUGUUUACACUCGCUCCAGAUUCAGUUCAGAUUUCGCUCCGCUCCCAUGAAACGGACAUCACGCUUUGUUCGCACUGUACAGUUAAUUGCAUGCGGCAAUGUUGUUCUCUGAAUGUUUGCAUUGUACAUAGUAAUUUUAUUGAACCUACGAUAAUUCUUUUAAUUACGUUGGUGUGUACAGUGUAUCUGUUCAAUACUGAACUAAAUGAUCGAUUAUGUUUUGGAAAUGGGUUUAAAGGAAAGUGUAGCUCGUGUAUGUUCGAAGACUUUCUCGACGUCGGAUAGUUUUCCUGCAUUGUACUUAAUUUAUUGACCCAGUUUUGCACUGGGACAGCAUGGUAAUGUUUGUACGACAUAUUUAUUAUUUUUUUAACGGAAAGGUAUAAAAGUCGUCAAUGUGUCGGAGUAGAUAUACAGCAUAUGAGAGAAUUCACAAUACAGAGAUACUUUUAUGAAUUCAUUUUAAAAUUCAUUGUCACAAUGACGAAUUUAGUGUAGAAAAUUCAUACUAUACACGUGCAUUCAGUGGCGGCACGGAUGUUAGCGCAUGAGUUUUAUUGAUUUAAAAUGUAUGAAAGAUGGCUUAAAGCAGUUUGUGUGGAAACAAUUUUAAAGCGUUUUUUUUUUUUUAUGAACUUAUAAGUACUUGAAUUUUGAAAUGCGUUAUUUCUGAGAGCCAGACCUAGGAUGAAUUGUCUUUACUGGCAUGAGAUAUACAGGAAUCCAUAUUGUAAUCAUUAUUAUUAUUAUUAUUAUUAUUGCCUUCGUAUUCAAUCACUCAAAAUGCCUUUUUUUGUUUCAUUAAAUAAACGUCUUAUUUUCUACUUCUAGUGUCAUUUUGUAACACAUGUUCAUUGUAUGGUCAUGUAAGGAAUGCAUGUGGCUAUGUCGAUCACUUUGAUUGUUUUAUCUUUUUAGUUCUCACCAUUGUUCCAACCAAAGGUCAAAAAUAAGAAUGGGUGUUUUGAAUCGUACAUAUUAAAUAAAUGGUGGCACAACAACAGAAAAACCCAGCUGGAUGAAUAGACGUGCAUUGUUUGUUUAAGUAUAAUCUGAAACAAGCAUAAAAAAAGAAGGGAAAAGUUCAUUCAGUGUAACUUUCAGAACCUUGUAGGUCAUUUCCAAGGAAACACUGAAUUAUGUAUCUACAAACAGUUAAAUGUCAUUUAGAACAAUAUUGCAUUUUACUUUUACUAAAAGUCUUUUCAAUGCAUAAAGUUCCAAACCUUCAGUCUUCGGCAUUAAUGUUUAAUUUAAUGGAAUGUGAAAAUGCACAAUAUCAUGACACUGUGUGUGUUUUUAUAACUGAACUGUUCCAUAAACUAAUGUCACAGGAAUUUGUUGCCAUGUAAAGGUUUACAUUUGUAACUACGGUGAGCACAGGGAUCAUCUUCCCUUUAUAAUGAAAGGAAAGUGCAUGUAUCUGAGGAAUGACACAACAGCUGUUUUUGAAUAUUUGUUCCUUCACAUGUCUUAACUUUUCACUUCCGUUAUGCCAUUUGCCUCAAUAAAGCAAUAUGUUUAUUUUGA
Molecule: messenger RNA, 3296 nt
Organism: Carassius gibelio (silver crucian carp)
Lineage: Eukaryota; Metazoa; Chordata; Actinopteri; Cypriniformes; Cyprinidae
Gene: tlcd4a
Product: TLC domain containing 4a
Exons: 7
Coding region: 332-1120 (262 amino acids)
Biological process (GO): lipid homeostasis
Cellular component (GO): membrane; endoplasmic reticulum
Source: RefSeq, a predicted model, not a curated record